AUUUAAGUGAGUGAACUUGUUGGGCGGGCAUGGCCGUAUGAGUGAGAGGGAGUGAUCAAGAGCAUGAGUAUGAGAAGACGAAUGGUGUAACGUAACAACAUCGAGAGGGAGGAAGCAAAGCAAAGCAAAGCCAAAAUGAGUACGGUUGACAAGAUGUUGAUCAAAGGUAUCCGGAGUUUCGACCCGGAGAACAAGAACGUCAUCACCUUCUUCAAGCCCUUAACCCUAAUCGUUGGCCCCAACGGUGCCGGCAAAACCACAAUCAUCGAGUGCUUGAAGCUCUCCUGCACCGGCGAGUUGCCUCCUAAUGCCAGGUCUGGCCACAGCUUCAUUCACGAUCCCAAGGUCGCCGGCGAAACUGAAACCAAGGGACAGAUUAAGCUCCGUUUCAAAACCCCCGCCGGUAAAGACGUGGUUUGCAUAAGGUCCUUUCAGCUCACGCAAAAGGCCUCCAAGAUGGAAUACAAGGCUAUUGAGAGCGUGCUUCAAACCAUUAAUCCUCAUUCCGGCGAGAAAGUUUGCCUAAGCUAUAGAUGCGCUAACAUGGAUAAAGAGAUUCCUGCGCUCAUGGGUGUUUCAAAGGCCAUUUUGGAAAAUGUUAUAUUCGUUCAUCAGGAUGAAGCAAAUUGGCCCCUCCAGGAUCCUUCCACGUUAAAGAAGAAGUUUGAUGACAUUUUUUCGGCAACGCGAUACACUAAGGCACUGGAGGUUAUUAAGAAACUUCACAAGGAGCAAGCUCAAGAGAUAAAGACUUACAAGCUGAAACUAGAACAUCUUCAAACUCUAAAAGAUGCUGCUUAUAAGCUUCGGGAAAGCAUUGCACAGGAUCAGGAGAAAAUGGAGGCACUAAAAAGUCAGGUACAGCAGUUGGACGGAGGCAUUCAAGAUUUGGAUGCUAAAAUUGAUCAUGCUGAAAAAACAUUUAAAGAUUUGAGGAGGCUGCAGGAGCAGAUAUCAACUAAAACUGCACAACGGAGCGUCUUGUUUAAGGAACAACAGAAACAAUAUUCAGCUCUUGAGGAAGAUAAUGAAGACACUGAUGAAGAGUUGAUGGAAUGGAAGACCAAGUUUAGUGAAAUGAUUGCAAUGUUAGAAACAAAAAUAACCAAGUUGGAAAGAGAGAUGGAGGACAUUGACACUAAAAGUUCUUUCCUUCAGAAGCAAAUUGAUAAUUCCAACUGGGAGAUGGGCAAGCUACAGACAGAAGCAAAGGCUCACAUGUCUUUGAAGAAUGAACGCGAUUCCUCAAUUCAAAAUCUUUUUGCUAGGUAUAGCUUAGGGUCUCUUCCAAAGUCACCCUUCAGUGAUGAGGUUGCUUUAAACCUCACUAGUCGAGUAAAGUCAAGAUUGGGGGAUCUUGAGAAGGAUCUGGAAGAUAAAAAGAAAGCAAUCAACAAUGAACUCAAGAAUGCGUGGGAUUGCUACAUGGAAGCAAAUGACUGUUGGAAAAAUGUUGACGCUACAAAACAAGCUAAGAUAGAGAUCAAGAGUGGUAAAUUAAAGAGCAUUGAAGAGAAGACAAAAGAGCGUGACUCAUUUGAACUUCAAAUAUCCAAUGUAAACUUUUCUCUUAUAGAUGAAAGAGAAAGAAAUUUGCACAUUGAGGUUGAGCGAAAGACAAAGCAACUCAGUGAAAGAGAAUUUGAACCGAAUAUACGUCAUAUGCAAAGUGAGCUAUAUAGUGUAGACCAGAAGAUUAAGGGUGUCAAUCGAGAGAAGGAUAUCAUGGCUUCUGACUCGGAGGACAGAGUGAAGCUAUCUCUUAAGAAGACAGAGUUGGAGAAUCAGAAGAAAAAAUAUAAGAAGAUAAUUGAUGACCAAAAGGAUAAAAUAAGAAGGGUGCUAAAAGGGAGGGUUCCUCCUGAUAAGGACAUGAAGAAGGAAAUUACAAAAGCACUAAGGACUGUUGGAACUGAAUUUGAUGACCUGAAUGUAAAAUUCCGUGAAGCUGAGAAAGAAGUCAAUUUGUUGCAGAUGAAGAUACAAGAGGUUAACAGUAAUCUAUCCAAGCACCACAAGGAUAUGGAAUCAAGAAAGAGAUUUAUUGAAUCCAAGCUUCAGUCGUUGGAUUCACAAUGUUCUGGAAUUGACUCUUAUCUCAAAGUUUUAGAGUCUUCCAAGGAAAAAAGAGAUGUACAGAAAAGCAAAUAUAACAUUGCGGAUGGCAUGCGACAAAUGUUUGAUCCUUUUGAAAGGGUUGCCAGAGCUCAUCAUUUUUGCCCUUGCUGUGAGCGCCCUUUCUCUACAGAAGAAGAAGAUAGUUUUGUCAAGAAGCAAAGAGUGAAGGCCGCCAGCUCCGCUGAACAUAUGAAAGUUCUUGCUGUGGAGACAUCAAGCGCAGACUCACAUUAUCAGCAGUUAGACAAGCUUCGUAUGGUUUAUGAAGAAUAUAUUAAACUUAGUAAGGAGGCAAUCCCUAAUGCUGAAAAGGAACUUCAGCAACUUAAGGAAGAGCUGGAUCAAAAAUCUCAGGCUCUUGAUGAUAUUUGCGGUGUUUUAGCUCAAGUGAAGACCGAGAAGGAUUUGGUUGAGGCACUGGUCCAACCUGUUGAAAACGCUGACCGGAUUUUCCAAGAAAUUGAAGCUCAACAAAAGCAAGUUGAGGAUUUAGAAUAUAAGCUUGAUUUUCGAGGACCAGGAGUGAGGACGCUGGAAGAAAUUCAAUUAGAGCUUAAUGCAUUGCAGACCACAAAGGACAAUUUGCAUACUGAAUUGGAGAAGUUGAGAGAAGAACAGAGGUAUAUGGAGAAUGAUCUGUCAAAUAUUCGAAUACGGUGGCACAGUCUAAGGGAGGAGAAAGGGGGAGUAGCUAACACAUUGCAAGUUGUUAAACGAUUAGAAGAAGAAAUAGAAAGUUUGACUGAAGAAAUGAACCAAAUAGAUCUUGCUGAGAAGGAUCUGGCAGAAACUCUUGGACCUUUAUCCAAGAAGAAAGAUAAAUUACUUGCUGACCAUGAUGAACUAAAAGCAAGACUUAACCAAGAGUAUGAAGAUCUGAAUGAACGAAAAAGAAGUUAUCAGCAAGAAGCCCAAGCAAUUUUUGGAAUGAAUUUUAAAAUUAAAGAGUACUCUGAUUUAAAGAAAGGAGACAGGUUGAAGGAACUGCAAGAAAAGAAAUCCCAAUUAGAAUCUAAUCUUCAAAGUGGUGAAACCAGGAAGCAGGAAAUUUCAGUUGAACUAAACAAUAAUAAAGAUUCGAUGCGAAAUCAAGAUCGAUUAAGAAGAAAUAUUGAGGAUAACUUAAAUUACAGGAAAACAAAGGCUGAAGUAGAUGAGCUAGCAUGUGAAAUUGAAGCGCUUGAAGGAAAUAUACUGAAGGUUGGUGGGAUUUCCACAUUUGAAACUGAGCUCCAGAAACUAUCCCAGGAGAAGGAGAGGCUUGUUUCAGAGUUACAUAGGUGCCAGGGAACAAUGUCUGUUUACCAGAGCAAUAUUUCCAAGAAUAAGAUUGAUCUUAAGCAGGCUCAAUACAAGGACAUAGAUAAGCGAUACUUUGAUCAGCUUAUCCAGCUUAAGACAACUGAAAUGGCAAACAAGGACCUGGACAGAUACUACAAUGCAUUGGAUAAAGCUCUGAUGCGCUUCCACACAAUGAAAAUGGAAGAAAUCAACAAAAUCAUUAGGGAAUUGUGGCAACAGACUUAUAGAGGACAGGAUAUAGACUACAUUAGUAUUCAUUCAGAUUCCGAAGGUGCCGGCACCCGAUCCUACAGCUACAGGGUUCUCAUGCAGACUGGCGAUGCAGAGUUAGAAAUGAGAGGAAGAUGUAGUGCAGGUCAGAAGGUACUGGCAUCUCUUAUCAUUCGUUUGGCCUUAGCUGAAACGUUUUGCCUCAACUGUGGAAUACUCGCAUUGGAUGAACCAACCACAAACUUGGAUGGACCAAAUGCUGAAAGUCUGGCUGCUGCUCUCCUAAGGAUCAUGGAGGACAGGAAAGGCCAGGAAAAUUUUCAGCUAAUUGUAAUUACUCAUGAUGAGCGUUUUGCACAACUGAUUGGUCGGCGCCAGCAUGCAGAGAGAUAUUAUCGAGUCGCGAAAGAUGAUCAUCAGCACAGUAUUAUCGAAUCUCAAGAGAUAUUUGACUGAGGACAGCUUUGAUCAUAGUUACUCCAGAGAUUGUAAGGCUUAUUUCUUAUUUUUGCGGUAAGAUAUAGGAUACUGAAGAUGGGAAGGAAGUCCCGGUUAAUUGAACUAUUGACACUUGACUUUGACUGUAACUCGUACAUUUUUUGGAAGCGUGAUUUAGUUGAUCUUGAUAGGCACUUCAUCCUUGUGGCCUACUGAAGUUUCAAAAAUAGGAAAAAAAAAAAAGUUUAGUUUUUA
Molecule: messenger RNA, 4323 nt
Organism: Lotus japonicus
Lineage: Eukaryota; Viridiplantae; Streptophyta; Magnoliopsida; Fabales; Fabaceae
Product: DNA repair protein RAD50
Exons: 26
Coding region: 136-4086 (1316 amino acids)
Biological process (GO): telomere maintenance via recombination; double-strand break repair; telomere maintenance via telomerase
Cellular component (GO): Mre11 complex; condensed nuclear chromosome; nucleus
Molecular function (GO): G-quadruplex DNA binding; single-stranded telomeric DNA binding; ATP hydrolysis activity
Source: RefSeq, a predicted model, not a curated record